CGACGCCCCGGUGGACCUUCAGAGCGGUACACGAGUAGAAAUUCAUUGGAAGCGAGGACGGCAUCUUCCAGGAAUAUUCUCGGCAACUUCCACACCCUGAAAAUCCCCCCAACGUUGCGCGACCGCCCCUCGAAGCAAUGGCACUAGCCGCCUACAGACACCUUCUUCGAGCCACGAGGAUUGCCUUUGCAGGUGACUUUCCACUUCUCCAUGCAGCCAGGAGUCAGGCUAGAGCUGGCUUUCAGAAUAUGAGUUCCUUGGACCCCUCAUCCGACGAAGCUGUCAAGGCUAUCGCCCAUGCAGAGGGCGUUGUUGAGGUCUUGAGACACAAUGUAGUUCAAGGAAAGCAGGUCGAGGGCUCUGAUGUUUUGAAAUUGAACAUACACAAAGACACUGAAAGAGGCGACAACGAUACUGUUAAGAAUCCUCUCGGAAAAGGUGGCAAGGUCAAGGUGAUUGGCGGGUCAUAAUCCCAAUCGUCUUUUUGAUUUGCUACGAUACCCGAUCCUAUCUCCCUCCGUCAUAAAAAUCGUCGACAAUGAUGGGAAUUGUCUCAAUACAACGCCUCGCUCAGGAAAUACAUAUGACAUCUCGGCGGAGUGACCUCAAUCACCUGCGAGACUUGCAUAUGUGACGGCACCCUGGCCGGGGGGAGGUGCAACCACGACUCUCGAGUCGGCCUCUUGCUCAGUCUCCGCUCCAACUUCUCCGCCAGAUGUGAUUGCCGGACGUCCCGCCUGACUGGAUUUGAUCGCUGCAGCGGUUUGUCUGCCUUCUCUGGCCCAUUCCAUCCGCUGGUCCCGGUCGGUGUUGUCGAGAGGUUUUGGCUUGCCCCAUCUCACUCUCAAAGGGCAACCUUGAAUAACGGCUUUACCUUGACAAUGGGCGGCAGCGGCUUCGGCUCCUUCUCUGGAAGCAUAAUUGACAAACGCACAAUGGGCUCGAUGGGAACAGACCAACGAACGAAUCUGGCCGAAAGGUGUAAAGAACGUUCGAAGAGCGUGUUCUGGUAGAUCAUCCUCCACGCCAGUGACGAAUAGAGAGGUGACGUUGGGGUCGGCGGGCGGUAGAUAGUCUUCGGGCUGUGGCGGUCGUGCUGGGCCAGGCACGGUUCUCGCGCCGCCAGGACCUGAUCGAGAUCCACGCUGCGAAUUCCCUCCCCUUCUCUGAUCGGAAGUGCGUAUGGGACCUGGGCCGGAAGAGCCUUGCUUUGUAACACUAGAACUUUCACCUUCUUCUGCUUCCAGUCUUCGUUGUUUCUUGUAGUAUGGCUCGCUGUUAGCAAGAC
Messenger RNA from Exophiala mesophila, 1288 nucleotides. RefSeq lists its product as uncharacterized. Bases 138 to 470 code for a protein of 110 amino acids. The record is from RefSeq and is a predicted model, not a curated record. Gene Ontology annotation, biological process: mitochondrial respiratory chain complex III assembly. The transcript is spliced from 2 exons. Lineage: Eukaryota; Fungi; Ascomycota; Eurotiomycetes; Chaetothyriales; Herpotrichiellaceae.